Caenorhabditis elegans is the source of this 2004-nucleotide messenger RNA. The record is from RefSeq. NCBI's taxonomy places the organism in Eukaryota, Metazoa, Nematoda, Chromadorea, Rhabditida, Rhabditidae.
GAAACUCAGUAUAGUCAGGGCUCUUUUCCGGAGGUUGCAGUAGAACCGGAGCCCGAACCUGAACCGGAACCAGAACCUGAACCGGAGCCUGAACCGGAGCCUGAACCGGAGCCUGAACCGAAGCCUAAACCAGAAGUUGAACCGGUGCCACAACCAGAGCCUGAGCCAGAGUAUCAACCUGAACCGGAGCCUGAACCAGAGGUUGAACCGGAGCCAGAACCUGAACCUGUGCCGGAGCCAGAGCCUGAACCGGAGCCAGAGCCCGAACCAGUAGUCGAGAAGGAAGAAGAAGUUGUAGUCGAAUCUCCUCCUCGAGAACAAGAACCUGAAAAAUCUGGAAAAUCCAAGCCUUCGAGUCCGAUCCCCGACGCCCCAACAAUGGAAGAUAUCGCUCCGAGAGAGCUCGAGUCUCUAAACUUUUCCGAAACGUCUGGUACCUCCGAUCAACAAGCCGACAGAAUUAUGCAGAACAAUGAAAACGAGAGAGUCGAGGAGAAGAAACAAAUGAGCCCAACUCCAUCACAACCCCAACAUAAGACCCCACAAAGAUCUGGGAUUCGGCCACCAACGGCGAUUCUGCGACAGCCAAAACCGAUACCAGCAUCUUUGCCAAGGCCAGCAACUGCUACUCCCUCGUCUCAACGCGCUAUUAGUACACCAAGACAAACUGCUUCAACAGCGCCAUCUCCGAGACCCAUAUCAAAAAUGUCUCGAGAACGGUCGGAUGUUCAAAAAUCCACGUCUACGCGAAGCAUCGAUAAUGUUGGAAGAAUGACGCCAAAGGUUAACGCCAAAUUUGUAAAUGUGAAGAGCAAAGUGGGAAGUGUCACCAAUCAUAAGGCGGGCGGCGGAAAUGUGGAAAUUUUCUCGGAGAAAAGACUCUACAACGCCCAAUCCAAAGUUGGCUCCUUGAAAAACGCAACACACGUUGCCGGAGGCGGAAACGUUCAAAUCGAAAACAGGAAGCUAGAUUUUUCGGCAGCUUCACCAAAGGUUGGCUCGAAAACCAAUUAUCAGCCAGCAAAGUCUGACGUGAAGAUAGUUUCGGAGAAGUUGACUUGGCAAGCUAAAUCAAAAGUUGGGUCAAUGGACAACGCAGCGCAUAAGCCUGCUGGUGGAAAUGUUCAGGUAUUUUGAAGAUUAAGAAUUUGAAACACGAGUGAACUUGAAUUUGACGUGGUGGCUUUUCAUAUUGCAGCUAUUGAUUUUCAGAUAUUAAGUCAAAAAUUGAACUGGAAAGCCGAGAGUAAGGUUGGGUCAAAGGACAAUAUGAAUCAUCGGCCUGGUGGUGGAAAUGUUCAAGUUCGUAAUAAACUAGGCUACACACACAAUAUCACGCUUUUCUUCAGAUUUUCGACGAAAAAAUCCGCUACGUGUCGACGGACUCGAGCCGGAAUCAUUCUACGCUGGACAUCAGCUCGUUAUGAUCGGACCACGCUUUCACUUGAAUUUUACCACACCUCACUGAUCUUCAGAGGUUUUGUAUUUUUUCAGCAAACUGAUGACCUCUUUUUGUAAUAAAUUUGAUUAUUUGAAUAAUUCAUCUUCUCAGCACAGUUUAUCAUCCAUCACUGGAUCACAAUUUGCCCCACGAAAUUUCAGGUAAUUUCCAGCGAAGUGGCAGUAAGUCGACCAAAAAUGAUGACGGCCACAAUAAUUGAUAAGAAGAAGGAUUUUGCAAAACGACAAAGUGUCUCACAGAGAUCUUCAAGCAAUUCUCUACUGCCCAACAAAUUUCCAGGCGCCAUUUAUCCUCUUUCUCCUGAUUUUAUAUUCAAUCGCUGAUGUAUACCGCGCUUAAUAAUAUGCUUUCAAAUAUUUGUGCAACUAUUGAAUUAAUUUUUGAAUAUAUUAACUGUUCCCAGCCGUAGUUUCUAUUUGACUUCCCUGAGCAUGUUGAAUCGAAGAAUUUUAUCCCAAGGUUUCAGCUUUUUUAUCUAUAUUUUCAUUUUUUGCUUUACAAUCUGUCUUUUGAUAUUCUCUUCAAUAAAGUGGUAAUUAAAA